AUGCGCCCUCCUGCUGCUGCCCUUGACUUGAUAGCAGGCCGAUCCCAGGCUGGACAGGUCACGACUGCUACAAACGAAGCCAUGGACUCGGUGCCACAACAACAACAACAACAACAACAACAACCAUCACCAGAUCAGCCCCCGAGUCAACAAACGCCAGUAGACUCUAACAAUAACAACAUGAUGGACGUCGAAGCGCGCGACUCUCGGUCUUCGUCAUCGACAAACUCCCCGCUUCCCCGCGAUAAUGACGAGUCCGAUUUUUAUGCGAUCAACAAUGACUCGGAAUCUUCGUUGGGCGUCAUGCCCAAUCUUCAAGACAUGCAGGUUAACGACCAAGAAUGUCUGCCCCCAGCGGCUACCCUUCCCAGCGAAAUCCUCAUCAGCAUAUUUUCCCGACUCAGCUCACCCGCUGAUAUGUUCAGAUGUAUGCUGGUAUCAAGACGAUGGGCACGAAACGUGGUAGAGAUGUUGUGGCACCGCCCAACUUGCACUUCAUGGGAGAAACAUACGCAGAUAUGUCAGACAUUGCAACUUCAGCAGCCGACCUUUGCAUAUCCCGAAUUCAUCAAGCGCUUGAAUCUUGCCACUCUGUCGUCGGAAGUCAACGAUGGAAGUGUCAUCCCCCUCGCUGUCUGCACCCGCGUCGAACGUCUUACCUUGACCAACUGCAGAGAGCUUACAGAUAUUGGACUCAAGGCCCUGGUGCAGAACAGCCCACAUCUGUUGGCGCUUGAUAUUUCUCAAGAUGACAAAAUCACAGAAGCUUCGGUCUUCGCCAUUGCUGACAACUGCCCCAGAUUGCAAGGGCUCAACAUGACCAACUGCAAGCGCAUCUCCAACGAGAGUCUGAUGAGGCUGGCUGAGAGCUGCAAGUACAUCAAGAGACUCAAACUCAACGAUUGUGAUCAACUCAACGACGACGCUGUCAUGGCCUUUGCUAUCAAUUGCCCAAACAUUCUCGAGAUUGACCUUCAUUCCUGCCGCAGAAUCGGUAAUGAGCCAGUCACUGCUCUGCUUGCUCAAGGACAGUCUCUCCGCGAACUUCGUCUUGCCAACUGCGAGUUGAUUGACGAUUCUGCGUUCCUGUCACUCUCCUCCAACAAGAUCUAUGAGCAUCUCCGCAUCCUCGACCUCACUUGUUGCACUCGUCUUACGGAUCGUGCGGUCGAAAAGAUCAUCGACGUAGCCCCUCGCCUCCGUAACCUGGUUCUUGCCAAGUGCGGCAACAUCACCGAUGCAGCUGUCUAUGCUAUUUCGCGGCUGGGAAAGAACCUCCACUAUGUGCAUCUUGGACACUGUCGCCACAUCACGGACGACGCUGUGAAGAGGCUUGUCCAUUGCUGCAACAGGAUUCGCUACAUUGACCUGGGCUGUUGCCAGCAUCUCACAGAUGAGUCUGUCACCAGACUUGCAACAUUGCCCAAGCUCAAGCGCAUUGGUCUGGUGCGAUGCAGUAACAUCACAGAUGAGAGCAUGUAUGCUCUUGCCAAGGCCAAUCAGCGAGCCCGAUCUCGUCGAGAUGCUAGUGGUAACGUUGUGACCGACUACAGCCACAGCAGCAGCUUGGAGAGAGUUCAUCUGAGCUACUGCGUGAACCUGACAUUGCCUAGCAUUAUUCGACUUCUAAAUGCCUGCCCAAAACUUACUCAUCUCAGCUUGACCGGCGUCACGGCAUUCUUACGUGACGAUCUAGAUGCCUUUUGCAGGGAUGCCCCUCCUGAUUUCACCGAACACCAGCGACAGGUUUUCUGUGUCUUCUCUGGCAGAGGCGUUACUGGCUUGAAAGAUUAUCUAAACUCAAGGGAAGAAUUUGCACAGUUCCAUCCAGGUGCGGCGCCCAGCAGAACCCUGGCAAUCCAAGAUCCAGAUACCUUUGAGGAUAACGACGGUGUCGAGGACGAUGACAUGGGCGAAGGUAGUGAUUUCGCCGUCGGACCUGACCCUGUCGCCACUCAGAAUCACAAUCUUGGGGUGCCUCCACCACCGCCACCUGCACCAGCAACGCCCCAACAUCCAGGUCCGCAAAACACUAGUUGGCUAGGAUUGCAGGGCACCGCAGCAAACCCUGCUUCUCGAGAAGAUCUCGAGCGCCUCUUGCUCAGAGACAACACGAACCCAGCCGUUGCACUCGAUACUUUUGCGUCGUCUACGCCCCAAGUUGAAUCGACGACACCCACUCAAGAAACGCCAGCUUUACAGAUUCCUCCGUCGGCCUUCCAACACCAGGUAUCUUACACCCAGGGACCUAGUACAGCCGCUGUCAAUGCGUCUGGAGGACCUGGUCAGUCUAAUGGCCGACCCAGUACAGCGUCACUCCAGAGCGACUCGUUGGAGGGUCGACGGGAAUAG
Messenger RNA from Pestalotiopsis fici W106-1, 2352 nucleotides. RefSeq lists its product as uncharacterized. Gene Ontology annotation, molecular function: protein binding. The record is from RefSeq and is a predicted model, not a curated record. The transcript has 3 exons. Lineage: Eukaryota; Fungi; Ascomycota; Sordariomycetes; Amphisphaeriales; Sporocadaceae. The coding region runs from base 1 to 2352 and encodes 783 amino acids.